Messenger RNA from Penicillium macrosclerotiorum, 1623 nucleotides. It is a transcript of the gene cbhB, whose product is annotated as putative 1,4-beta-D-glucan-cellobiohydrolyase. The record is from RefSeq and is a predicted model, not a curated record. The transcript has a single exon. Lineage: Eukaryota; Fungi; Ascomycota; Eurotiomycetes; Eurotiales; Aspergillaceae. Gene Ontology annotation, molecular function: hydrolase activity, hydrolyzing O-glycosyl compounds; cellulose binding. The coding region runs from base 1 to 1623 and encodes 540 amino acids. Gene Ontology annotation, biological process: carbohydrate metabolic process. Gene Ontology annotation, cellular component: extracellular region.
AUGACUGCGGCCAUCUCUUACCAAAUUUAUAAAACUGCCCUUCUUUUGUCUGCCUUUCUGGGUAUUGCAAACGCCCAGCAAGUCGGCACCUAUACGACAGAGACUCACCCCUCGCUGACCUGGUCCAAAUGCACCAGUAGCGGCAGCUGCACAUCGCAGAGUGGCAAGGUGGUCAUUGAUGCAAACUGGCGUUGGGUGCACUCCACCAGUAGCUCCACCAACUGCUAUACUGGGCAAACAUGGGAUGCGACUCUCUGCCCGGAUGAUGUGACUUGCGCAGCCAACUGCGCCCUCGAUGGCGCCGAUUACAGUAGCACUUAUGGUGUGACGACAAGUGGCAAUCAGCUGCGCCUGAACUUUGUCACGCAGUCCUCGAACAAGAAUAUCGGGUCUCGUCUGUACCUGCUGCAGGAUGACACUACUUACCAGACCUUCGACCUUUUGAACCAGGAGUUCACCUUUGAUGUCGAUGUCUCCCAUCUUCCGUGUGGUCUCAAUGGUGCCUUGUAUUUCGUCAACAUGGACGCUGACGGCGGCAUGUCCCGCUAUUCUACCAACAAGGCCGGCGCCAAAUACGGAACGGGUUAUUGUGAUUCCCAGUGCCCUCGCGACCUGAAGUUUAUCAAUGGCCAAGCCAACGUGGAGGGCUGGGAGCCUUCAUCCACUGACGUCAACUCUGGCAUUGGGAAUCAUGGCUCCUGCUGCGCCGAAAUGGAUGUCUGGGAGGCCAAUUCUAUCUCCAAUGCCUAUACUCCCCACCCAUGUGAUACCCCGACACAGACCAUGUGCGAAACGGAUGGCUGUGGAGGUACAUAUAGCAGCGAUCGCUACGGUGGCACUUGUGACCCGGACGGAUGUGAUUUCAACCCUUACCGAAUGGGUAACACCACGUUCUAUGGAUCCGGAGAGAUUGUCGAUACCUCUUCUACCUUUACCGUUGUGACACAGUUCAUCACAGACGAUGGUACUUCGUCUGGCACUUUGUCCGAGAUCAAGCGCUUUUACGUCCAGAAUGGCAAGGUCAUCCCCAACUCGGCAUCCACGAUCAGCGGAGUGAGCGGAAACUCCAUCACCUCCUCGUUUUGCACAGCACAAAAGACUGCUUUUGGUGAUACGGACGUAUUCAGCGAGCAUGGUGGCAUGUCGGGAAUGAGCGCCGGUCUUGCAGAAGGCAUGGUUCUAGUCAUGAGUCUGUGGGAUGAUCAUUAUGCCAACAUGCUUUGGUUGGACAGCACCUACCCAACUGAUGCCUCAUCCACGACCCCGGGCGCCAAGCGAGGCACUUGCGAUAUCUCAUCGGGUGACCCAGACACCAUCGAGACGGAGGAUGCCGAUUCCUAUGUCAUCUACUCGAACAUCAAGUUUGGCCCGCUGGGCUCGACAUUCAGCUCUAGCUCUUCCGGCUCUGGAUCGACAACCUCGACUACCUCGACUACCAAGACCACCUCGACCACCUCGACUACCAAGACCACCUCCACCUCGACAACCACAUCCUCUGGGUCGAGCAGCACGGGUGCGGCCCACUGGGCGCAGUGUGGCGGUAUUGGCUGGACUGGGGCAACUACCUGCGCCAGCGGGUAUACUUGCACCAAGCAGAACGAUUACUACUCUCAGUGCCUGUAG